This is a messenger RNA of Arabidopsis lyrata subsp. lyrata, 1244 nucleotides long. RefSeq names its product splicing factor 3A subunit 2. The coding region runs from base 214 to 1044 and encodes 276 amino acids. Gene Ontology annotation, molecular function: nucleic acid binding; zinc ion binding. Gene Ontology annotation, biological process: spliceosomal complex assembly. The record is from RefSeq and is a predicted model, not a curated record. The transcript is spliced from 7 exons. Lineage: Eukaryota; Viridiplantae; Streptophyta; Magnoliopsida; Brassicales; Brassicaceae. Gene Ontology annotation, cellular component: U2 snRNP; U2-type prespliceosome; catalytic step 2 spliceosome.
AGAUUGGGCCUUAAACUGUCUCAUCUUAUACGAAGCCCAACCUACAUUAGGGUCAUGAUAAACCGUCCAUUCUGGUUUUUUUCCCCAGUUCUUCAUAACCAAAAUCUUCAGCAAUCGCUAAAUUUUCCAGCAAUCGAGAGAGCAGCACGAGUGAGAGAGAAAGAGCGAUAGAGGAUUUCGUAGCGUGAAAGGAGAUCGAAGUAUUAAGAAGCUAUGGAUAGAGAAUGGGGUUCCAAGCCUGGUAGUGGAGGCGCCGCCUCCGGCCAAAACGAGGCCAUAGAUCGCCGCGAGCGUCUCCGUCGUCUUGCUCUUGAAACCAUAGACCUUGCUAAAGAUCCCUAUUUCAUGCGAAACCAUCUUGGAAGCUAUGAGUGUAAACUAUGUCUAACGCUGCAUAACAACGAAGGAAACUACUUGGCACAUACUCAAGGUAAGAGGCAUCAGACAAACUUGGCAAAGAGAGCUGCUCGAGAGGCAAAGGAUGCUCCUACUAAGCCGCAGCCACUCAAGCGCAAUGUCUCAGUUCGCAGAACAGUUAAAAUUGGUAGACCAGGGUACCGGGUAACAAAGCAGUACGAUCCCGAGCUGCAACAAAGAUCUCUUCUGUUCCAGAUUGAAUAUCCUGAGAUAGAAGACAACAUAAAGCCAAGACAUCGUUUCAUGUCAUCUUAUGAGCAGAAAGUUCAACCUUAUGACAAGAGAUAUCAAUACCUUCUAUUUGCUGCUGAACCAUAUGAAAUCAUAGCUUUCAAGGUUCCUAGCACAGAGGUUGAUAAAUCAACCCCAAAGUUUUUCUCUCAUUGGGAUCCAGACUCCAAGAUGUUUACUCUGCAGGUGUAUUUCAAGCCGACUAAGCCAGAACAAAACAAGCCUCAGUCCGCUGUUGGAGCAAAUGGUCUUCCACCGCCACCACCACCCCCGCCACAAGCUCAACCGCCACCACCUCCUCCAUCUGGUUUACUACCGCCGCCACCACCUCCAAUGGCAAACAAUGGUUUCAGGCCCAUGCCAGCAGCUGGAGGUUUCGGACAUCCUAACAUGUGAAAGAGAAUCCAGCGAAGCAGUUUAAAAACACAGUACUCUUAUCAUGAUUUACUAAGAGAGAAUGUGCUCUUUGACUGAAAAAUAUCAAAUCUGUUUUGACAUGGAUUCUCAAAGCUGUGAUCUCUACAGGUGUAUUAGCUCUCUAGAUACCUUCUAUAAGUUUCUUCUAUCUGUUUCUCGUAUGUACCCUUUUGACAGGA